AUGAGCAUUUAUGUCCAGUUCUAUGUUGUAUAAUUAUAAUUGUCAGUGUAUUGUUCUAAAUCGUGUGCAUAUUAAUUCCUAUUUUAUUAAUUUUGCUAUGUUGUGUUAAUAAUUAAAUUUUUUGCUCUCCAUAUUAAAUUUAAUGGUUUGCUUAAGUUUUAAAAUAAUGCUAUGAACUUAUUAAAUCUAUAAAAUCGCAUACAAUGA
Paramecium octaurelia is the source of this 207-nucleotide messenger RNA. Lineage: Eukaryota; Ciliophora; Oligohymenophorea; Peniculida; Parameciidae. The record is from the annotation of a GenBank genome assembly.